This is a messenger RNA of Aedes aegypti (yellow fever mosquito), 2226 nucleotides long. It is a transcript of the gene Exo84, whose product is annotated as exocyst complex component 8. Gene Ontology annotation, biological process: exocytosis; Golgi to plasma membrane transport; intracellular protein localization. The transcript is spliced from 5 exons. Gene Ontology annotation, cellular component: exocyst. The coding region runs from base 103 to 2124 and encodes 673 amino acids. Lineage: Eukaryota; Metazoa; Arthropoda; Insecta; Diptera; Culicidae. The record is from RefSeq and is a predicted model, not a curated record.
UGCUAGAAACGUCAAAAUAGUAAUCAGAAAAUCUAAAUUUUGUGUUCGUCCCACAAAUUCGGUGAUAAAAUUCAGUUUUUUUGGUAAAAAUAUCCCACUAUUAUGCCCGACUCGGGUUUGGCAGUGUUCGAGAAAGACAACUUCAAUGCCGAGAAGUACGUCAAAGAGCUGGUGCAGGAUUGCGUCGGCGGGCCGGAACUGCAGCAGACGAAGGCCAAGAUCCAGAGUCAUAGCGAUACGGUUUCCUCCACCCUGAAGAAGCAUGUCUACGAGAACUAUAUGCAGUUCAUCGAGACGGCCAAGGAGAUCUCUCAUUUGGAAUCGGAGAUGUAUCAGUUGUCGCAUAUCCUAAUCGAACAGCGCAAUCUGCUAUCCACGUUGAGGGAUGAAUCGAUGCUCGACGACCAGAAGUGUAUUAUCGAGGAACAAAGUAUCGAUCCGAAUGAAAAUGAGGAGCAGCAGAACAAAAAGGCGAUUCAGUUGAUUAAGGAGUCUCUUAUCGGCUAUAAGGGAAACCUCGACGACAAAGUGUUCAUCCACGAGGGCGGUCUAAUCGAGCUGGAUCCCAACGAUUACCGCCCCAUCUGUCGGAUCCAUCUGUUUCUCUUCAACGAGAUACUGGUUCUGGCCAAGGUCAAACACGACAAAAAACUGGAAUUCCUCACGGAGUACGACACCAAGAAGAUCGCCGUCAUCAACAUCAAGGACCUGGACGGGGUCAACAAGAAUGCGAUCAACGUGUUCACCAGCGACGGGGCGCGCAUCUUCCAGUGCGUCAACUCGGCCUCCAAGCUGGAGUGGAUCGACAAGUUCGAGGUGGCCAUCAAGUUCAACCAGCUGAAGCACAAGAAGGGUCCCGCACCGCAACCUCCGACUACGCUCAAAUUCGACCGCCAGCAGAAGUCGGUGGACAGCGAGAUGCUCAGUCCGACGGCCUCCGAGGUGGUUUCGAUCGUGGAAAAUCUGGCCCCGGAUUGGUUGGCCUCGGCGCCGGAGGAAAUCCAGGCGGAGAUUGCCCAGCGACACUUUGAGGACUGUUUGGCUUUGGUGCAGAAGUGCGAGGAUUACUUGUCGAAGGACAGUAGCUUUCGCGGGGCGGCCGAAAUCGGGGAAAAGAUCAAAGGGUUGAAGAGCACAUUGUCGUCGGUUCUGAUGCAGGAACUGUCCAAUUCGCAGAGCCGCAGUUUGCAAGCUGCGUUGCGUUCGAGCAGACGACCUCUGAAGCUACUGGUCGAGAUGGAAAAGGCCCGGGAAGCUUGCGGAAUACUGUUACGAGUUUGCAGCAGCGCUAUAAGGACUUCACAGAGACAAGCUCGCCGCAACAAUCUAGCAGUUUCGGAACUGUUCUUUUGCGAUGUAGCGCAGGUUGCCAGCGAGUUCUUAAGAGCCUUCAGCAGCAAGGUCUCCUGUACUAGUGCGUUGAUCGUUUGGUGCAACAUGGAGCUGCAGUACUUCGCCUCGCAACUGAUCAAGCACUAUCUCACCAAGGAUACUCAGUUGGAAAUGGUUGCAAGGGUGGUGGAAGGUGUCAGAGAUCCUUGCUCCAAACUAACCGACAUUGGAUUAGAUUUGUCCUAUCAUAUGGAAGGAUUGCUUCGAAAUACUCUGGAACAGCUCCUAGAGGAAGCUAAAUUUCGUUUGGUAGAUUCCAUCGGACGAACCGAAGACGUCUGGCAGCCUUACAAUCUACAAACGAAGACGAACUUAAGGAGCGUCCUGAAGGAGUUCGAUGUUCUCGGCCUAGAUAUGAAACCCCUCGUCACGGGCGAUACUUGGAUCAAUCUUACUCAAACUUCUGUAAAUUUCUGCAGACACUUCCUGACCACCACGGAGAGCUGUGCCCACCUGGCCAAGUACGAUUCCUUAAAGCAAGAUGCAGAAAUGCUCCUGAAGGAACUUUUCCUGGCACAGCACGCCGUCAAGCCGCAUCCCUCGAUGAGCGUCGAUCUUAACUUUAUCGCAAAGAAUAAAGUCUACAUGGGCGAAGUGCUGCUCCCGAUUGCUAUCGCUCGCUUCGAGAAAAUAUCCGAUAAGAAACCGGAUCUGCUGAUGGAGCUCCAGUUGCAACUGCGAGGACCCCCGAAACCGAAACCUCGAAGCGUUUAUCAGACGGAUGUUCUCUAAAUUUCCACACUGAACCCAGAGAUGAUAUCUUAUAACGUAUUUAUUCCAUUCAAAGUUUAACAUUAGGCAUAGCAAAUAAAGUUAUUUUACAGAUGAAACGCA